Molecule: messenger RNA, 1146 nt
Organism: Dovyalis caffra
Lineage: Eukaryota; Viridiplantae; Streptophyta; Magnoliopsida; Malpighiales; Salicaceae
Source: the annotation of a GenBank genome assembly
AUGGAGACAAAUUCUGUAGCUGCUGGAUUUCCUGCCUACACUAGGGGCAGAUGGGAAACUGAUCAAGCUGCAAAAUGGGCCAAUCCAGUGUAUGUCCUCUCGACCCACUUGAAAAACUCGAUUUUUACCCGAGGAGCCGGAGGACGAGGAAGGGUCCCGGCCAUGACCCGUACCCAUUUCGCUCAUUUACAACCUCGUGACUUGACUGCAUUGCUGCAGCGCAUCAAAGAAGCAGAAGUAGCAAUGGCUCGUCUGAUCCGGCGAUGGCCGCUGUUGCAUAACCAUUGUUUCUCUAACGCUGCACUCAUUUACGUACUCUCUGAAUCCUUAACUGUAUCCACCAAAGCCAACUCUCCUCGCCUUUCUCUAACUAAAGUUACAGCUUCUAAUCGUAGCUUGCAUUUUCGACCACGCGGUCCCAAGUUACCUAAUUCUCCAACACGUUCUGAUUUCGGACAGGGAGGAAAUGUAAGCGAUUCGGAUUCUGAAGCAAACAAAAGCCGCAACCAAAAAAAGCGCGAGGCUCGACGCGCUGUUCAAUGGGGCAUGGAGUUGGCUUCCUUCUCUCCACCUCAAAUCAAACGCAUUAUCAAAGUCGCUUCACUUGAAAAAGGUGUGUUCGAUGCGUUAAUGCUAGUUAAGAGACUAGGACCGGAUGUUCGAGAAGGAAAGCGGAGGCAAUAUAAUUAUAUUGGAAAAUUGUUGCGGGAUGUAGAACCUGAAUUGAUGGAUGCUUUGAUUUAUUCUACAAAAGAUGGUGAUUGGAGUAGACUGCAGGGCUUUUCUGGUUUGGAGGAAAAGAUUGUUGGGGACAAAAAUGAAGGAUCGGAAGAAAGUGAAUACGAAGUGGAAGAGGAGGUUUCGCAUGAGUACAUCGAUGUAGCAACCAGAUGGUUUGAUGGCCUGAUUAAUAGGGACGUAAAGGUUACCAACGAGGUUUAUGCACUUAGCAGCGUUGAUUUGGACCGUCAGGAAUUACGUAAACUUGUACGGAGAGUGCAUGCAGUUCAAGAACGCAAGGGUGUUACCGAAGAAAAUGAGCAAGAAGUGGACACUGCAAUCACAGGUGCCAAAAAGUCCCUCACUCGUUUCCUCCGUGGCCUUGCUAAGCAGAUGGCAAGUGAAGCUAGUCAUAUUGAUUUGUAA